Molecule: messenger RNA, 5495 nt
Organism: Dromaius novaehollandiae (emu)
Lineage: Eukaryota; Metazoa; Chordata; Aves; Casuariiformes; Dromaiidae
Gene: RETREG1
Product: reticulophagy regulator 1
Exons: 9
Coding region: 108-1544 (478 amino acids)
Biological process (GO): negative regulation of neuron apoptotic process; reticulophagy
Cellular component (GO): endoplasmic reticulum membrane
Source: RefSeq, a predicted model, not a curated record
AGGCCCCGCCCCGGCGCUGCCUCGCCGCGGCGCCGCGCCCGCCGCCGCCUCUUGCCAGCCCGGCCCGAGCCGCGCCGCGCCGAGCGGGGCCCCCCGCCGCCCAAGCCAUGGCUAGCGCCGCGCCCCGGCAGCCGGAGACGGGCGGGGAGCGGCCGGCGGCGCUGGAGGAGCGCAGAGCGGCGGCGGCGCCGGCCGGGGAUGCGGCGGCGCAGGUGUCAGGCGGGGCCGGCGUGGCGGCGGCGCUGCUGGGGGAGACGGGGCUGGCGGUGAGCUGCUGCAUCGCGGCGGCGCUGAGCUGGGAGCGGCCCCUGCACAGCCUGGGCAGCUUCCUCUGCGCCAACCUGCUCUUCUGGUUUGUUGCACUGACACCUUGGAGAGUGUAUCAUCUGACUUCCCUCAUAAUACUUGGACUGCUAGUUCUUCAGAUAAUAAAGGAUUUGGUAUUAUCUAGGAUAAAAGGUGCGCAGCUUUGGAGAAGCAUCACUGACAACUGGAAAGUCAUCAAUUCUAGACAUGACUACAGACCCAGAAUAAAUCAGUGCAUUUCAGAAGUACUGAUGAAUUUAUUUGUAUUUCUUCAAGAAAUGUCACACUUCAAGGAACAAAACCCUGGCAAGUUUUGCCUACUAGUCUGCAGUGUAUGUACAUUUUUCACUGUUUUGGGAAGUUACAUUCCUGGAGUUGUCCUCUCCUAUGUUCUGCUAUUGUGUGCCUUUUUAUGUCCCUUCUUCAAGUGCAAUGAAUUUGGACAGAAAGUGUGCAACAAAAUUAAGUCUGUUCUGAUGAAACUAGAUUUUGGAAUAGUGGAAUAUAUCAACCAGAAGAAAAAAGAGAGGUCUGAAGCAGCAAAAACAAAACCCAUGGAAGAUGACAGUGAAUUAGAAAUAUCAGCUCUGUGUCCUAAGGUUAGUCCUGCAGCUGUUGCCAAAGAGCUGUCAGUGUCUGAUACAGAUGUAUCGGAAGUAUCUUGGACCGAUAAUGGGACCUUUAACUUAUCCGAGGGGUAUUCUCCACAGACAGACACAUCUGAUGAUUUUGACCGACCUAGUGAUCAUGAAGAAGCUUUCGCUAGAGAUCUUGCAGAAUUUCCUUCUUUAGAAAAUGGUGCAGGAACAAAUGAUGAUGACGACUCAAGCAUUGGUAUGCCCAUCCAGCAAAAAAGAAAAAAAGAACAAACAUGUUUGAAAGUCGAUCACUCUUCCAAGCAGAGGAAAGAGAGACCAUCCACUGUAGCACUCUCCUUGCCUUUGACCAGUGACCAAACCUUUAAUUUAGUGAGUGGAAUUGCUGGAGAUGUCAUUGCAGCUGCGGUGUCUGCUGCCAUCAAAGACCAGUUGCAGUCUGCACAGCAAGCACCCUCACAUGCAGCACCCAGUUUGAGUGAGGAGACAGACACAGAAGAAGCUGAUGAUUUUGAACUGCUUGACCAGUCUGAGCUUGAGCAGAUUGAGAAAGAAUUGGGACUUUCACAAAGCCAAGAAGGAGAAUCCCAGGAGAAAAAGAAAUCUUCAGGCUUCCUUUCAAAUCUGCUUGGAAGUCAUUAACCUGGAAAUUGGAGCUAGUAAUGUAGAAGAAAUGAAACAUAAAACACACACAAAAAUCAAAUGCAAAAAAAAGGAAAAUUCUGAGCUGUAAGCUUUAACUAUCACUUUAGAUGUGUUAUAAUAAUUUCCCCUAUACAGAGUGAAUUAACUGGAUAAAUAUCAGCUGAUACUGAUAGUUUGAUGUUCUUGGUAGUUUAUGCCUCAAUGUAAUAGCAUGGAAAUGAAUUAUCUAUCCACUGCAGUUGAGUGUCAGAGGUCAGUUGUUCAAAAGAGUUUGGGGGGAUUUUUUUAUCUUUUUGCCAAAUAUGUAUUUUGGGGGUCUGCGCCAAAUUUUCAGCAUUUGCAGUUUAUUUAAUUCUUGGUUGUCAACCAUGUAAUACAGUUAAUGAUUGACACACUAAGGGUAAGUAAUGAGAGGAUUGCAGUGAGAUUAACUAAAUUUUGACGCCUUCAAUCAUACUGAAAAGUUUGAAUCCCUGCAGUUAUCGUUAUAUACGGUGUAUCUAAUACUCAUGAAACACAUUAACCAGCAGAACUCUCAGUUAAAGAUGUGUGCAAUGUUACCAAAAACUUCAUUCUCUACUUAAAACCUUUGGGGAUUUUUUUUGGAUAUGGUGAUGCAUUUCCAAGUUUUUUGCUGUUUUAGGCUUGUAGUGUUACUAAGUGGCAUGCUGUUUGACUGAGUACCUGCUGUGUUCCCUGAUAGAGUCUGAUCAUUGGCAGUAUUGCCCAUGUAAAGUCAGCCAAUACAUUUUCACAUUUUAAGACUGUUAGUAUCAUGUAAACUGAACACUUACUGUUUGGAGUAGGGAAGCUAUGAAAGUUAGACCUAAAACGAAAGGCUUUUUUAGCUGCCACUUCCUUAAAUCAAGAUUUGGGGGGGUUCUUCCUGGGACAGCUGCCAUCACUUACAAUUAAAGUUGUUUUGCAAGCUGUAUCUUUUAAGAUACUUAAAGUAUUCAGUGAGGUCAUUUGCUAUAGAAGACACUUAGAAUCUUCUUCUUGGUAUGUACUUUAAAACAAACGAAAAUGGAACUUGUUUAAUUUAUUUGCCAUUUUAAACUCCAUACAUGCUCAGUGACUGGCAUGGGAUCUUAAGCAGAUAAUUUAUUUAACUUUUUCUAGUGUUUUUUGUUCACCUUUAAAAAAUAUGAAAUGUAAUACCAAGCAAUAGUAAUCAAAGAAAUAGGAAGAAGUAAAGUUAGUUUUAUUAAUGUGAUGUAAACUGUUAGCAGAGUUGAGGGACCAUGUCAGCUGCUAAUACUACUGAAAUGAUUUUCCAUUUGCUGGCAUUUUAAGAGGUGAAUAUUGUCAUCUAGGACCCUCAGAAAAUACAGCCCAGUUCAUAAAAAUCUUCCAGUAACAUAUAUAUGUAUAGGUAAACUUGUGUUUGAAGUUGAGUCCAUUUUAAUUUGUUUUGCUUUCUGAGGUGAAAAAAAUAGGCAGAUGGCCAAAAAUACUGUAGCUAAAGGAAAGAUGCUGAGAAUUUUUUGACACUAGCUUUAUUGUUGCUUGUGCUUUUGUGUCAGUAAUGCAUAUUGACUGUGUUUGCUGUCCUUUAUCAGUAAAAAAGUGAGCCUGUGCCUUCAUUAUCAAAUCCAUUAUGAAAUAAGUGGAAGCUGGAUACAGAGCCCACAAGAUGCAGCUUUUGAAAUUAUAUCAUCAUAACAUAAAAUGCAAGUUUCUGGAAAUGAUUAAAAAAAUAUGGCCACAUCACUUUCACAGUGUUAGUCAUUAAGUUUCCUUUUUAGCUUUCCCCCGUCUGUCCUUCCCAUUUGAAAAAUUAAAUAAAAGAAGCUUUUGCUGGGAAAUCAAUGAGUUUAAAAGCCAUUUAAAUUUCUCGAAUGAGUUUAAAACACUGUUUCCUUGCUGCGCUUCUAGAACAAUCUAUACAGUUAGAAAAGUACAACUUAUAAGUUGUUGAUGAAACUUCAUUGAAUACUUAAACCAAGUGUGUUUCCUGUACAGGCGUACUGGUACAAGAAGAUGAAACAGGCUACGAGAUGGGAAGAAAUUAGGGAGGGAGCAGUCCUUAACAGGAUUUUUAUCAAGUGGAUUGAUGAGGCAUACUAGCUUGAUGUCAGUAGUGGCAUUAUGACAGCAUGCACUUUAUUGUUGUUUUAUGAGGAAUACUUGUGGUUAUAAUGCAGGGGCACUCUUCUAGAAUAAUAAUUUACAUCAAGAAGGAAAAGCAGUUGGAGGAGUUUCUCAGACUUUUUGUAAAUGAUCCAUUUUCUGGUUUCAACAUAGAAAAGUAGAUUUUUUUUUUUUCUCCAGUAUGACUCUCAAAUUAUUUACAGAAAGUAAAACAAAGCAAAACAUUAAGAAGCAAAUCAUUAAAAUUUAGGGGCAUAAUUGGUUAUUUGAGUAUCUUUUUAAUUUUAUUUUCCUGUUUUCAUGGUAGUUAAUUAUGCAGUAUUUUUUAUUCAAGUCCCUAGAUACUGUGUAACAGGAAGGAGGUAAUUUUUUAACAUUUAAUAUACCUCCUAAAAUAGCAGAAAGUUGCUUAGUUUUCUGCAAAAAAUUACCUCUUCCCUCCCAAACAACCGCACAUAGGGAAUACAUAAUGCUCAGAUAUAAUGCAUUGCACUACCAAUAGUUUCAUUGCUGAAUACAAACAAAAAGUUUCUGUCCUUUAUAAGAUCCCUUCCACACUGUGUUUGGUUGGAAAUCACUCGAGGAACCUUAAUUUUGCUGUAUUCUAACAGCAGCCGCAAAAUAGCAGUUACUUAAAUAUUCCUGUUAUGUAAUCCGCCAAUGGUCCACUGCUUCUUUCCUACCAAGUAUUCUUGUAACCUUCCCAUCUUCCAAAACUAAAUAAAAGGGCAGGAGAAAAGGCAACUAUGAGGUACUACGUAGCUUUAAAAUGUGCAUUUGUUACCUAGCAAACUUGCUUUGAUACAAUCUUCAGUAAAGCCAGUACAAUCAGCACAGAGGUGUAUAUCCAGGAGAAAGGGUAUGUGAGCAAGUUACCAUGAGGUAAUGUGGGAUAUGAUCUUGCAGUGGGAUCGGUAGGGUACCAUAUCUGCAUACAUGUGUGCUCUUAUGUUGUGGUAAUUUCAAGAUACCCUCUCUCCAUAUAUAUAUAUAUAUAUAUAUAAUAUAUAAAAAUAUAUAAUACAUUUUUUUUUCAGUAGUGUGCUUAACAUUCACCCUCCCUUGCCUCAUAAUGGCUUCUUCACAUAUCCGUACUCCCAAAAAAUGACAUUCGUUAGGACAGGAUCUACAGCAUGUAGCUCAGCCCUUCAUACUCAGAAAAUUUCCCCUUGCAUGAUUGCACCAAUAGACUGAGUAAUGAUUGUUUAAUUGGUGGCAUUAAUUGUGUUAGAUCCAGAAUAAAAGCACCUGCUUUCAACACUGAGAACUUUUUCAUAUGUAUGUACUAUAUAUGCAUUUACUUACAAUGCUUCAGUUUGUUCUAGGACAAAAUUAUUCAACACGGUGGAAGAGGAGGGGAAGAAUUUUUUAACCCAAAGUAGUAGGAUUUCAAGAUACAAGAAAAUACUUGUUUUACUUGCUUUUUGUUCAUUUUGCACUUUUUCCAGACUGUUUAUCUAAGCAUUUGGAACAAAUUCACUGUGGUCUAAAUAUUUGUUCUUCAUAUAAAAACAAUGUAACAGUCCGUAGGUAACAUCUAUCCAGGUAACCAGAAACUGGAAAAUUACAAAAUGUCUUUAUUUAAAAUAUUUUGCAGCACUUUACCUAGCCUGAUUACUAUUUUAUAAACAUGGAAUUAUUAUAUUGAUUGUUUGUAAAACCAUUUAAUAAAUAUAUGUUAGUUUUUAUCUUUCAUUAUAUCUAAUUGUAUAUUUGUUCUCAAAAUAGGAGGAAAAAAAAAGCAAAACAAAAGAAUUUCAAGUUUUUGCCACUCCUUUUGUUUAUUCCUUAAUCUGAUGUGAACCACUGUUUAAUAGUGUGUUGGGUCAUACUGAAUAAACAUUAAUCAUAGCA